AUGCAAUCAUCCCAGUCACCACUCACCGGCCUGCGUGUCGUCGAGCUCACCGAAGCGCUCGCCGGCCCCUAUUGCGCGAUGAUGCUCGGCGACCUGGGGGCCGAGGUGGUCAAGGUCGAGCGCCCUGGCGUCGGCGAUCAGUCGCGUGGCUGGGGGCCGCCGUUCGUCGACGGCGAGAGCGCUUAUUUUCUGUCUACCAACCGCAACAAGCGCAGCCUCGAACUCGACAUCAAGUCGGCCGAUGACCUCGCCCUGCUGCACCGUCUGAUCGAGCGUGCUGAUGUCUUCUUGACCAACAACCCGCGGCUCGAAUCGCUGCAGCGCGCCGAGCUCGACCCGGCGACUCUGGCCGAGCUCAACCCACGGCUGAUCUGGGCCGGCAUCAGCGGCUACGGCCACACCGGCCCGCGAGCCGGGAGGGCGGGCUAUGACCUGAUCGCCCAAGGCGAGGCCGGGCUGAUGGCGCUGACCGGCGAGCCCGACGGUGGGCCGGCGCGGUUUCCGACCCCGAUGGCCGACAUCUCGGCCGGCCUCUACACCCUGAUCGGUAUUCUGUCGGCCUUGUGGGCCCGUGAUCGUCCCGGCGGCAGCGGCCGUGGUCAGGCGGUCGACGUGGCGCUGCUCGACAGCCAAGUCACCUGGCUCGCCAACCUCGGUGGCAGCUUGCUGGCAACUGGCCAGAAACCGGGCCGGCUGGGCAACGUCCACCCGUCGAUCACCCCGUACCAGCCGUUGCGAGCCCGCGACAAACUGCUGCUGGUGGCGAUCGGUAGCGAGCGCUUGUGGCAGAAGACCUGCCGCCUGCUGGGCGCCGCCGACAGCCUCGGCGCCGACCCCCGUUUUGCCGACAACACCGGGCGCAACCAGCACCGCGACGAAAUCGUCAGCGAACUCGAGCAGCUUCUAGCGGACCGCAACGCCGCCGACUGGCUGGCCGACUUCGCCGCCGCCGGCAUACCCGCCGGCCCGAUUCACCUGCCCGAGGAAACCCUGCAAGACGAGCAGCUCAAAGCCCGUGGCAUGGUAGUCGAGCUCGAACACCCGAUGCUCGGCCUGGUGCGCUCGAUCGGCUGUCCGAUCCAGCUCUCGGCUGGCGGCCCGACCUACCGGCGCCAUCCGCCGUGGCGCGGUGAGCACAACGACGAGAUCCGCGCCGAGCUGGCAACCGUAGGCUGA
Molecule: messenger RNA, 1176 nt
Organism: Nerophis lumbriciformis (worm pipefish)
Lineage: Eukaryota; Metazoa; Chordata; Actinopteri; Syngnathiformes; Syngnathidae
Source: RefSeq, a predicted model, not a curated record